AUGGGAGAUACACCAUCUAAACCUGAAGAUACACCAUCUUCAUUUGAACAACAACCAGACUAUUCUAAAUACACUGCACAACAAGUAUUUGAUGAUUGGGAGGAAAUUGAAAUGAAAGCUCCAGCAUUUAUUCGUCGUUUUGUAAAGUCAAUUGAUAAUAAAACUAGACUAAGAUACUGGCUAACAAUGGCUAAUCCUGAACAAUAUACUAUAAAAAAUCCAGACUUAUUUCAAAGUUUAUGUGCACAAGCUGAAGUAAGAAUGAUAAAUGAUGAAGAAUUUAAAAAAAUUGGUCAAAAAAUUGAUUUAGAUGUAAAUAGAACAUUUCCAAAUGAUCCACAAAUGACUGAAGAUAAACGACUUGACUUAAGAGAUAUCUUACGAUCUUUUGCUAUUUUAUUACCAAAAACAGGAUAUUGUCAAGGAAUGUCAUUUUUGGCAGGACAAAUUUUAUUGGUUACCCAAAAUCCCGAAGAUACAUUAUGGAUUUUUACUUAUUUUAUGAAAGACUUAAAUUUAUAUGGAUUAUUUUGUGAUGGAUUACCUUUAUUAAAAUUUGCAGUAUUUUGUAUUGAAUGGGUUAUUAAACAUCGUGUUCCUUCAUUAACUAAAUACUUCCAAGAAAAAGAUACACCAUUACUUCUUGUUGUUGGUCAAUGGCUAACAGCAUUAUUUAGUAUUAAUUUUGAUAAAUGUGUAACAUUAAAAAUAUGGGAUAUGUUUUUAUUAGAAGGAUUUGUCUGGUUAGUAAAGGUAAGUUCUGCUCUAUUAUUAAUACAUGGUGAUCUUUUUAAUGGACUUAUUGAUGAAGUAGUAAUCCAAUUAAGACAAGCAACAUUAAAAGAUGAGUGGAGAAAUGUUUCUAUGACAGCAGAUGGGAUUGUUUUUGGAGAAAAAGAGUUAAAAGAGUGUAAAUUGGCAUAUGACCAAUCUCAACAAUAA
Messenger RNA from Entamoeba histolytica HM-1:IMSS, 942 nucleotides. RefSeq names its product TBC domain containing protein. Bases 1 to 942 code for a protein of 313 amino acids. The record is from RefSeq and is a predicted model, not a curated record. Gene Ontology annotation, biological process: activation of GTPase activity. Lineage: Eukaryota; Evosea; Mastigamoebida; Endamoebidae. The transcript has a single exon. Gene Ontology annotation, molecular function: GTPase activator activity.